AGGAAACGGGAGUAGUUUUGGAAGCAAGAUCGCUAUAAAUACUACAAUCCGAGUUACUUUCAACCAGUUCCAGUUUUGAAGCUGUCAUAGAUACUUUUACUACCAAGAUGAAAAACUUGCUGAUCAUUGGUUUUGGCAUUUGCCUUUUGGGGGCUACUCUUGCCCAUCCACAAUUGCUUACGAACAUUGGCAACACUCUAUCCAGCUUGCUCGGCACUCUGCUAGGACAACUGUCUACUCUAACCAACUUGCUCAACAGUACUUUGAGCAAUGUUGUCACUACCUCUAACGCUGCUUUGGCUACGGCUCUGAGUGAAGCUCAAACGGCGGUUAAUAGUGCCCAAUCGACUGUAUCCGGCCUCGUUGGUAGCGCAUUUUCUUUAAUCGGUUCCGUUGUAAACCCAAAUCUCAACGCAGCCGUCAACCAAUUGUCGGCCGCUCUUGACAACGUGAACGCCAUCGUUAACCAAAUCGUCGCUGCUGGAGCUUCAGUAUCAAGCACUCUGGUUACCGAGCUGAACAAUGCCGUUGCUGACGUUACCGCUCUCACAACGUCCGUCGCAUCACUUAGCAGCUCGCUGUUGGGCUCCCUGUUGGGUAAGAAAUAAGUUAAAAGGAUUUGACCACAUCUUAAUAAACACAAUUGUGCAUUUUGCAAA
Molecule: messenger RNA, 659 nt
Organism: Armigeres subalbatus
Lineage: Eukaryota; Metazoa; Arthropoda; Insecta; Diptera; Culicidae
Exons: 2
Coding region: 108-608 (166 amino acids)
Source: RefSeq, a predicted model, not a curated record